This is a messenger RNA of Rhodofomes roseus, 4368 nucleotides long. RefSeq names its product P-loop containing nucleoside triphosphate hydrolase protein. Gene Ontology annotation, cellular component: membrane. The transcript is spliced from 19 exons. The record is from RefSeq and is a predicted model, not a curated record. Lineage: Eukaryota; Fungi; Basidiomycota; Agaricomycetes; Polyporales; Fomitopsidaceae. Gene Ontology annotation, biological process: transmembrane transport. Gene Ontology annotation, molecular function: ABC-type transporter activity; ATP hydrolysis activity; ATP binding. The coding region runs from base 87 to 4331 and encodes 1414 amino acids.
GUUGCUGCCCUUUCCAGACCGCCUCUCGCUCUGUCUGGCUUUUUCUGCGGCGCAGACUCGACGACGACCAGGUUGCGGCGACCACUAUGACAUCCCAGAGACGCUUCGGAAGGUUCCUGCAUGUGCCCGGUGUGCCAAUAGACCCUCCCCCUCCAAAAGCCUCACUCGACGACGCAGAACUUAUCCCAGAGGUAACAGCCAACUUCUAUAGCAUUCUCACCUUCGGCUGGAUCACCGGCCUCCUCGGACUCGGUUAUGCCAGACCCCUCGAAGACACGGAUCUCUACAAGCUCCAAGACUCUCGGUCUUCCCAGGUGAUCGCCGACAAGAUCCUCGCUUCCUUCGAUCGCCGCCGGGGGGCCGCAGACGAGUACAACGCCCGCCUCGCCGCUGGGGAGAUCAAGCCCGGCUGGAGGUCACUCUGGUGGAGGCUCAGAGGCAGCCGGGCCGAGAGAGAGAAACAGUGGAGACAGAAGGACGGCAGGAAACGGGCAAGCCUCGCACUCGCGCUGAACGACAGCGUAGCGUGGUGGUACUGGUCCGGAGGGCUUCUCAAGCUCAUCGCGGAUAUAUCGACGACGUUAAGUCCGUUAGUGGUCAAGGCAUUAAUCAGCUUCGGCACGACUUCGUAUUAUGCCCACCAAGCACACGCAUACGACGAAAUCCCUCCAAUCGGGCGCGGCGUUGGACUCGCCAUUGGCCUGCUUCUCAUGCAAGUGGUCACCUCGCUCUGCACGCAUCACUUCUUCUACCGUGCGGCGAGCACGGGCGUGCUCCUGCGGGGUGGGCUGAUCACGGCGAUCUACUCGCGCUCGCUGCGGCUCACGACACGCGAGCGCACGGUGCUCACGAAUGGCAAGCUCGUGAACCACAUCUCGACGGACGUCUCGCGCAUCGACUUCUGCUGUGGGUUCAUGCAGAUGGGCAUGACCGCGCCCGUGCAGAUGGCCAUCUGCCUUGUCAUUCUCCUCAUCAACCUUGGGCCGAGCGCACUCGCGGGCUUCGCGUUCUUCGUCCUGUGCACGCCCCUACAGACGAUCGCGAUGCGGCGCCUCAUGCGCCUCCGCAUGAAGAGCAUGGGCUGGACGGAUAAGCGGAGCAAGCUCCUGCAGGAGCUCCUCGGCGGGAUGAAGAUUAUCAAGUACUUCAGCUGGGAGGUGCCGUACCUGCGCAAGGUCGAAGAGCUCCGUGGAAAGGAGAUGGGGUAUAUCAGGAACCUGCUGCUGAUUAGGAGCGCGAACAACGCGAUUGCGAUUAGCUUGCCGACGCUGGCGAGCGUGCUGAGCUUCAUUGUGUACAGUCUUGCGGGCCACUCACUGAAUGCGGCGGAUAUCUUCUCGAGCCUGACGUUGUUCAACUUGUUGCGGAUGCCGCUCAUGUUCUUGCCUCUGGCCAUCAGCUCGACUGCCGACGCCCAGAACGCCAUUGAACGUUUAUACGGCGUUUUCGAGGCGGAGACGGUCCAUGACACGCAACUCCAGGACCCUACGCUGCCCGUUGCAGUUGACGCUGUCGACGCGUCCUUCACCUGGGAAGAACCCCCACCGGAGCCCGAGACGGCCAAGAAGACCAAGUCCGCGCUUGGCGGCUUCAAAAACAAGAAGCGCAAGAAGGGCUCACCUACACCCACCGCACCCACCUCGGGCGCACAGACCCCUCGCGUCACUGACCGCAUCUUCAACAUGUCGGACAUCACGCUCUCGAUCCCGCGCGGCCAGCUCUGCACAAUUGUCGGGCCCGUCGGCUCGGGGAAGACGUCGCUCCUACAGGGCCUGAUCGGCGAGAUGCGGCGGACCGGCGGGCGCGUCGCGUUCAACGGGAGCAUCGCGUACUGCCCGCAGAGCGCGUGGAUCCAGAACGCGACGGUGCGCGAGAACAUCUGCUUCGGGCGCCCGUUCGAGGAGAGGCGCUACUGGAAGGCCGUGUCCGACGCGUGCCUCGACGCGGACCUGCGGCUCCUGCCCGCGGGCGACAUGACCGAGGUCGGCGAGAAGGGCAUCAGCUUGAGCGGCGGCCAGAAGCAGCGCUUGAAUAUAUGCAGGGCGAUCUACGUCGGCGCGGACAUCCAGAUAUUUGACGACCCGUUCAGCGCGCUCGACGCGCAUGUCGGGCGGCACGUCUUCCAGAACGUGGUGUUGAACGCGCCGGAGGGCACCACGCGCAUCCUCGUCACGCAUGCGCUGCACUUUCUCCCACAGGUCGACUACAUAUACACCCUCGUCGACGGCCGCGUCGCCGAGCGCGGGACGUAUGCGGAGCUCCUCGAGAACGGCGGGGAGUUUUCGCGGUUCGUGCGCGAGUUUGGGGCGAAGGAAAAGAGGGAAGAGCAGGAAGAGGAGGCGGUCGAGGAGGCGAGUGGGGAGAAGAAGGACAAGGACGAUAAGCAGGUGGCCGUGGCUGGGAAGCCGACGAUGAUGCAGGCGGAGGAGCGGAACACUGGGAGUGUGAAAGGCGCGGUAUAUCGACAAUACAUGCAUGCUGGAAAGGGAGAGAUCUUGAUCCCGCUCCUCAUCCUGUCGGUCGCGCUGUUGCAAGGAACUCAGGUCAUGAGCUCGUAUUGGCUGGUUUAUUGGGAAGAGAACAAAUGGCCGUACGGAUCGGGCUUUUACAUGGGCAUAUACGCAGGCCUCGGUGUGGGCCAAGCCAUAUCGUUCUUCUUCAUGGGCUCAGGUUUCGCCAUGUUGACGUAUAUCGCGUCAAAGAAGCUGCAUAACGACGCUCUGACGAGGCUUAUGUAUGCGCCCAUGUCAUUUUUCGAGACAACGCCUCUUGGCCGGAUCAUGAACCGGUUCGCGAAAGAUAUCGACACUAUCGACAACCUGCUUGGCGAUUCGUUGCGGAUGCUUGUAGCGACGCUCGCAAACAUCGUUGGUGCUAUUAUCUUGAUCGGCAUCGUCAUCCCGUGGUUCCUCAUCGCCGUCGCCGCAAUCCUCGUCUGCUACUUCUGGGCGGCGUUUUUCUACCGUGCGAGCGCUCGCGAGCUGAAGCGAUUGGACGCCAUUCUCCGUUCGUCGUUAUACAGCCAUUUCUCGGAGUCGCUCUCCGGGUUAGCGACCAUCCGCGCGUACGGCGAGACUGAGCGGUUCUUAGCAGAAAACCGAAAGCGUGUAGAUAUCGAGAACCGGGCCUACUGGCUGACAGUAACGAACCAGCGAUGGCUCGGCAUCCGGCUUGAUUUCCUUGGUAUCAUCCUCACCUUCGUGGUGGCGAUUCUGUCCGUCGCCUCGCGCUACACAAUAUCUCCGUCGCAGAUGGGUGUCGUGUUGAGCUAUAUCAUCAGCGUGCAGCAGGCGUUUGGAUGGUUGGUACGCCAGACGGCGGAAGUGGAGAACGACUUCAACAGUGUCGAGCGCAUCAUCUACUACGCUAACGAGCUGGAGCAAGAGUCUCCUCACCAUCUCGCAGACCACACGCCGCCUGCCCCAUGGCCGUCCGCCGGAGCCAUCGAGUUCAACGAGAUCGUGCUCAAGUACAGACCGGAGCUUCCCGCGGUGAUCAAGGGCCUCUCGAUGUCCAUCCGUCCAGGCGAGAAGGUCGGUAUCGUCGGACGAACGGGCGCGGGUAAGAGCUCGAUCAUGACGGCGCUGUACCGUCUAGUCGAGCUGACCUCGGGCUCGAUCGUCAUCGACGGUGUGGACAUCUCAAGUCUCGGCCUGGAGGACCUGCGCCAGGGCCUCGCGAUCAUUCCUCAGGAUCCCCUGCUAUUUUCUGGCACGCUGCGAAGCAAUCUGGACCCGUUCGGGUACCACGACGACGCGCGGCUAUGGGACGCGCUGAAGCGCGCGUACUUGGUCGAGGAUCGCAAACCGGGCUCGAUCGACGAAACUGAGGAAAACGCGAAUACUGGCAACCGAUUCUCGCUCGACAGCCCCAUCGAAGACGAGGGUGGCAAUUUGUCCAUCGGCCAGCGAUCACUGGUUUCCCUUGCCCGCGCGCUCGUGAAAGAGUCUAAGAUCCUCAUUCUUGACGAGGCCACCGCAUCUGUGGAUUAUGAGACGGAUCGGAAGAUUCAGGACACGAUCGCAGUCGAGUUCCGGGACAGGACGAUACUGUGCAUAGCCCACCGGUUGCGUACGAUCAUUGGGUACGACCGCAUCUGCGUCAUGGACGCCGGCGGCAUCGCAGAGUUUGACACGCCUGCGAACCUGUACAAGAGGCCGGAUGGUAUCUUCCGCGGGAUGUGCGAGCGGUCGACGAUCACGCUGGAGGACAUCCUGUUCGCGGCGAAGGCGAGGGUGGUGGACGACGAGAAGCGGACGUACGUCGGGACACCGGUGAGCCCACGAAGCGAGUAUGACGAGAAGGUCGAAUAUGAAGUCGAUGAGGCAUGAUGGCCUGUGCGGGAAAGUGCAGGCACAAAACAGAUGA